AUGGGGUGGUUCAAGCGCUUCUCCAGGAAGAAGUCGUCGACGCCCAAGAAAAGCGUAGACCUGCGCGCGCCGCGCAACGACUACUACUCCCCUGCGACCUACGAAUACCAUGGGCCAGACCAGACGACGCGCCUGCCAGAGAAGGUGCUGCGCCGCAUCUUCGAGGAGGUGUGCCCGCACACAGCCGAUGACACGCUGGAUGGCAGCGAGGACAGUGGAAAUGAUGGGUGCAUGACCUGCGAUAUGCGUGACCUGGCACAUUGCGCCCUGACUCGACGGUCAUGGUACGGCAUUGCUGCUGGUCUGCUCUACAACAGUAUCCGCAUUGACGCUGUCCACUACUGCGAGCUCGAAGAGAUCUUUGCCGACCAGCGAAGGCGCAAGUCGCGCAAUGGCGACCAGGAGGAUGUCCCAACGGCGCGCCUCCAGAUACUGAGCAACAGUGUCCGCGGCAACCAGCACCUUGGCCAGCGCGUGCGCUUCGUGAAGCUACCGUACAUGACACGAGAGUCGUGCAAGGCCGAUCUAGCGCGCCUCGUAUCGGGCUGCCCAAAUCUUGAAUACAUCGAUCUGCCAGACGGUUUCCACAACGGCGAUCAGUCAUGCCAACUGCUACGACAAGAGCUGCAGGCACGCUGCCCGCACAUCCAGAAGAUGAAGUACAACGAGGGUGGAGAGCAGUCGCUGGAGUCGCUGCUCCAUGGCUACUGGCAGGAGCUGCGCGUGGUCGAGCUGAACAAGCUGCGCAUUGAGCCCACUGUAUUGAGGCAGGUGUUUGGUAUGCUCCCUCGGUUGAGCGAGCUCAGCGUGACGGGCGACGCCUGGCUUAACGACUCUUUCUUCCAUGAUGCACCUGCCCUGCCACCGUUCCCGCCCCUCGAGACGCUGAAGCUGGAGAAGGCGCAUGGUGUGACAGCGCGGGGACUGGUACAAUACCUCUCGAGCCACAUGUGCGCAGCCAGGCUAAAGACGCUUGUCAUCAAGAACUGCAGCGGCAUCACAGUCACGGACCUGCACGCCAUUCUGAGGGCAGCACCGAACCUGAGAACGCUCGAGUACAACGCCACAGUCACAGCAUCGCUUCCUUUGGAUCCUCUCCCACCUCUGGAGUCUUACAGUCUUCGGAAACUCCACUACGAAAUCAUCGCAAAUUCGACGAACCAGAUCUAUUCGCCAGGCGCGUCCUACUACCAAUAUUUGGCCAAGUCAUUGUUGUCGAACAGUCUUCCAGGACUGCGGCAGGUGUACGUCCAGGACCCUGAGUUCCCUGAGGUCCUCACACUAGCACCGCCGAUCCGUCCAUUCAGCGAGGCACCGCCGCCAUUGUUCAAUCAACCGCUUGAGAUCUUCUCCAAGGGUCUUGAUGAACUGGAAUGGAUAUUUACGUCUAUCAUCCCACCAGAAGCUGGGCAGAGGCGAGCAUCGAUGGUUGGCGGCCGACCGCUCAGCAGCUACUCAGCACACAAGGGCCUGGGAGCUCAAUGGGGCGGUGAUGCUCGAAAGAGUGUCGUGGUACCCAACGGCUUCGGCGGCUUCUUGGCUAUACCAGCGGAUAACGAUGCCCGGCCGAGGAGCGCAGGAAACCCCACGGCUGGUGGCAGCUUUGGCGGCUUCGGUCACAGCCACUCGCACUCACUCAGCUCGAGUCCUGGCGGCCCUGGUGUGCGAGCAAGCUGGAUGACUCACGCGGGACGCGAUAAGCGUGCCUCCAGGGCCGAUCUAUGGCGAUGA
This is a messenger RNA of Didymella exigua CBS 183.55, 1731 nucleotides long. RefSeq names its product F-box domain-containing protein. The transcript has 2 exons. NCBI's taxonomy places the organism in Eukaryota, Fungi, Ascomycota, Dothideomycetes, Pleosporales, Didymellaceae. The coding region runs from base 1 to 1731 and encodes 576 amino acids. The record is from RefSeq and is a predicted model, not a curated record.